AUAAACGGUAUCUCGCCUUCAAAAGGUGGAGCUGUCUCCUCUUGUUUUGAAAUGUUUUUCAUUGUUUAUUUUGGAGCAAACGAGGAGGAGAUUUUUAAUCCAGAAUGUCCCGUGAGAAUACUCUUAGAAGAUGUUAAAAAUCGUUGCAAUUGCACAGACAAAGAUAGUAUAGGGUUUCUCGACGACAAGAGGGUGCUGGUGAACAUUGCUGAUGAGAAAUCGAUGGAAAAUGCUGCAAAAUACUUCACUGAUAGAGGAGUGUACACUCUCCUUGCUAUUGAAAGACGUGGAGAUGCAACAACUUAUGUUCCACUUGUUGAUGAACCAAGCAAAGAGCUAUUAGUUAAAAUAGAGUCAUUGCAGUCUGUUGGUUCUAAAAAUCCCAAAUCUCAAAGACGAGGUUCAAGGACUCCUCAGUCAAUGAUGAAACCCCCUAAUCAGAUGAGUGCAUCAAAAGGGAGACAAAGAAAAUGGCCGCCAAGUUAAAACUCAGAUAAAUCGAGCAUGUUAUAUCACUUGUUAUCAUAAUAAUUAUAAUUAUUAUUAUAAUAAUUAAAAUUAUAUUACACAGCACUUUAUUAGUACCUGCAAUGCAGGAAAAAAAAACAUUUUACAUCAAAUGAAAGACUACAUGUAUACAGCUAUUAUUUUAGUAAUAAUAAUAAUGUUCAAAAAUUGUGUAAAUUUAAUACAAAA
Amphimedon queenslandica is the source of this 696-nucleotide messenger RNA. RefSeq lists its product as uncharacterized. The record is from RefSeq and is a predicted model, not a curated record. Lineage: Eukaryota; Metazoa; Porifera; Demospongiae; Haplosclerida; Niphatidae. The transcript has 5 exons. Bases 52 to 486 code for a protein of 144 amino acids.